Messenger RNA from Heterostelium album PN500, 1746 nucleotides. RefSeq lists its product as uncharacterized. The transcript is spliced from 2 exons. Gene Ontology annotation, molecular function: protein binding. Bases 1 to 1746 code for a protein of 581 amino acids. The record is from RefSeq and is a predicted model, not a curated record. Lineage: Eukaryota; Evosea; Eumycetozoa; Acytosteliales; Acytosteliaceae.
AUGGAUAAAACAAUAUUUUCAAAUAUAUUUAAUAAUAUCAUUUUAAAUAGAAUCAUAUUCAAUAAUGUUCAUGAAUUGAACUGUAGAUUUAAUAAAAAGUCUUUUAAAUGGUGUGAAGUUUUAAAGUUACCUUGCCUGUUGGCUUCCCGUAAUUAUUUAGAUCAACUAAAGAUCUAUCUAAAUGAUGAUAGCAAUCCAAUAUCAACAAAAAACAAUGAUAUUUUUCCUGAAGGAAAAAUCGUAGAUGAAGCAAUCAGAGGUGGAAGUUUGGAGAUGUUUGAAUAUCUUAUCAACUACUUUCAUAUCGAUCAUAAUCUCAAAUACAAAUCGGAAACAAUCAUACUUGCAUAUUCAUAUUCACCUUUUUCUGGAAACUUGGAGCUUAUGAAAUUCUUAUCUGCUAAAGCAGAUGAGAGCACUUUUGAAGAGGAAUAUUUUGGUGCUACAAAAAGAAAUGUAUUUGACGCUGCUACAGCGGUUGGAAACAUUGGUUUAAUAGAAUGGUUGUUUGCCAACCGCACACAAGAUAUCCAAGGCUCUGACAUGUUGAAAACAGCACUUAAAUUUAGAAAUAAUACAAAUAUGGUAGAAUACUUGUUGACAGAACACAAACAUACCUUUAAUUUUGAGGAGAACAAGUUUAUACCAUCUCAUUAUGUUUCAAGGGAAAACCAUGAAUUUUUUGAAAUGUUGGUUCGAAAUGGUUGCAUUAUUUCCGAUGAAAUAAUGGAUCAUGCUAUUGAUGAAAACAACCUCGAUCUUGUCAAAUGGUUACAUUACAACACAACAUACCAAUGUUGUUGGCAAACAAUCGACAAAACUGCUAAAGCAGGUAACUUGGAUUUGUUAAAGUGGCUGAAUGAAAAUAGAACUGAAGUUGCUUCAACUGAUGCAAUGGAUUAUGCUUCAGCAAAUGGCCACCUCCAUGUUGUUAAAUGGUUGCAUUAUAAUAGAAGUGAAGGUUGUACAACUAGAGCUAUGGACUUUUGUUGUAUGGAGAAAGACUAUUUUGGUAAUGAAGACUAUAAUAAUGACAAGACUCCAUUGGAAAUCAUCAAGUUUUUGCAUGAAACUAGAAGUGAAGGAUGUACUGAGGAUGCACUCAACAGUGCAGCGAUCGAAGGCAACCUAGAAGUGGUGAAAUUCCUUUACAACAAUCGUACUGAACGAUAUUCAGAUGAUGUGUUUGAUGAAAUCGCAUUGAAUGGACAACAUCAAAUACUAGAGUGGUUCGAUCAGCAAGAAGAUACAGAUAUGAUAUUCAGUGAAGAUAUUCUUCUUCAUAUCGUCCAAUCAGGAUAUUUGAACGUUCUCAAAUUCUUGUAUUCAAAGAAUGGAGAGGAAAACAGAUUUGGAUUCACAACAGAGAUAAUGGAUCUUGCAAUUAUGUAUGAACAUCUCGAUAUCAUGAUAUGGCUUUAUGAGAAUCUACCGGAAAUAACCAAAAACCCUAGCUUGAGCAAAACUUACUAUUGCAAUAUGGAAGUCUUUCAAUGGUUGGUCGAACAUUAUGGUCAAAACAAAAUUAUCAAAUCGAUUAAUCUUUCAUAUUUCCUCAAAUUUAUUGAUAAUCAAAAAGAUAUGAAAUUCUUAUUAAACAUGCUUUCAACAGAUUACUUGAAUCAGCUGAUAACAAUUCAAAAAGAAAUGGAGUCAGAAUAUAUAGCUUUCAUAAUUCUCGAUACAUUGAAAAAACAUAUUAAAAUCAUGAAAAAAAUGAAAAUAAAUAAUAAAAUUUCUAUCUAA